Otolemur garnettii (small-eared galago) is the source of this 756-nucleotide messenger RNA. It is a transcript of the gene RPAIN, whose product is annotated as RPA interacting protein. NCBI's taxonomy places the organism in Eukaryota, Metazoa, Chordata, Mammalia, Primates, Galagidae. Gene Ontology annotation, cellular component: nucleus; PML body. The coding region runs from base 16 to 675 and encodes 219 amino acids. The record is from RefSeq and is a predicted model, not a curated record. Gene Ontology annotation, biological process: protein import into nucleus. The transcript is spliced from 7 exons.
UCCCGCCCAGAGGAGAUGGCAGAGGCGUCCGGGUCUGGGCACCGCACAUUAUACAAGCUGAGGGGCUCGCCGUCAUGGAAAGAGGCUUUCAGGCAGAGAUGCCUGGAGAGAAUGAAGAACAGUCGGGUCAAACUCCUAAACAAGUACCGCCAGGCUGGAGGCAAUCUGCCAGGAAGAGCUCAGAGCACCUUCUUAGUGCAAGAGGUGAUGGAAGAAGAGUGGAAAGCUUUGCAGUCAGCAGAUAACUGUCCAGAGAGUUUGGCUCAGUUGGAGGAGCCAAUGAACCUGGCUGUGCUGGAAGAAAUCCAGCAGGAGCUGAUUGAUCAAGAACAGUCCAUCAUCAAUGAAUAUGAGAAGAGCUUGCAGUUUGAUGAGAAGUGUCUCAGCAUCAUGCUGGCUGAGUGGGAAGCAAACCCCAUCGUCUGUCCUGUGUGUAAAAAGUACAACCUGAGAAUUACAGGCGGUGUGGUCAUGUGUCAGUGUGGCCUGUCCAUCCCAUCUCAUUGUCCAGAGUUGACAGAGCAGAAGCUUCGUGCCUGUUUAGAGGAUAGUGUCAAGGAGCACAGUGCACAUUGUCUCCACACCCCUGAAUUUUCAGUCACUGAAGGAAUAGAAGAUAAGUCCAAUCUUCUCAUGAGCUGUCUGGCUUGUGAUACUUGGGCUGUGAUCCUUUAAACAACUCUACUCCCUCUGAGAAGGAGACUUGUGUAUAGCAACCUUUUAUUGAUAGCAUUUUUGUAUUAAAACUGUUCAAAC